This is a messenger RNA of Verticillium alfalfae VaMs.102, 2466 nucleotides long. RefSeq lists its product with no specific name. The transcript is spliced from 6 exons. The record is from RefSeq and is a predicted model, not a curated record. Lineage: Eukaryota; Fungi; Ascomycota; Sordariomycetes; Glomerellales; Plectosphaerellaceae. Bases 1 to 2466 code for a protein of 821 amino acids.
AUGGAUCCACCGUUGGUCUCAUCAACAACAAGUCAAAAUGUGUCCAUCGACUUUCACCCCAAGCCUCCCAGCCAUGAUGGCUACCAUCCGCUGGAAGACCCGCAACUUCGCGCCGCGAAUUUCGGCCUGGGCCUAUCUGAAUGCCCUUCAGAGGCACCACAUGACUUCUUUUCUCUUUCAGGUGCUCCGCUUCAAGAGUUGCCUCCGGUAGUAUCCCCAGUGGUGGCCGUGCGCCUUCCACUCCAAGCGGGUAACGUGAAUGCAAAGAUUCACGGUCACGUCAACAAAAACAGCAGUAACCGUAGCACUCCCAUCAAGACCACUUCUACUAUCAUUUCCAAGACGCGCAACAAAGCCGACUUUCCUUUGGUGUGCUACCUUUGCGACAACGAACCCAAAUACUCCGACGUUUCCCAUCUUCUCACUCAUCUUCUGUCGCGUGGUCACGCCAGAGCUAAGGGCAAUAUCGAAGUCAGAUCCCACAUCCCGGGGGACGUCGAAGCUGCUCAGAAAUUCGCAGCGUUUCAAAAGUGGCAGGACGACAACGGGAUCGGGGCUUUGCUGAGUGAACGUUUCCUGGACAAGAACAAUAAAAAGAAGGAGAAGGAUCGCGUCGAGGCAGCCAAGCGUAAACGCUUCCUUGAACAGCAGCGUACAUCUUCGAAAAAGCGCAGGAACUUGUUCUUGCCACACAUUCCGACAGAACUCAUGGACGACUUCAAUAUCACGCCCAAGAGCACCAACCAGGACUUCAAUGGCCUAAACCCCACAGGAAGUCUCGACCGAAAUGUGACUCCAGGCUUCCUGGCGGCCCAAGAUCUUACCUAUCUGGGUUCCGUCUACAGCGAUUACGACAACUCCCGCGCAUCUGACUACGUAGACAGAAGCGAUAUGGUUUCAGAGUACGCAUCUGACAAUGAUGAUAAUGUACGCAGGGUUCCGGAGCUCAAGGGUCAGUACUGGCCUGGCAUGCAUCUGUUCGAUUCUGCAACCGAAGAGGGCAAGAAGAAGCGGAACCAGCGCAAGGAUGAUUCUGUGAUUCAGCGUAUGCGAAUCGGCUCGGAUGCCAUUAAUCCCACAGAGAUGGUUACAGAUAUGAUGAUGAACUUUGAACGCUAUCGUCACAUCGAUGAAGACCCUUCCGACGACGAGGUCAGUCCGCUCAAGGGCUCUGCGUCUAAAAAGAAAGCAUUCAUCCACAAGCCUUCAGUUGUCUCUGAGCACAUCCUCAAACGAAGAUCCAAGGCUCUCGCUACUAUGGGUGGACGCCUAUCUACGCCUACCAAGUCGACCCCACGCAAGAGUACCCCACGCAAAAGCACCCCGAGGAAGUAUACACCUCGAAAGCAAGCUGCCGUGAAGACCCCAAGCAAGAAGUCGAGGAAGGCUCGCGGUCAGGCUACUACUAAAGUAGUCGUUGAUAAAGAGGGGACAAGAGAGCGGCGCCCAAAGCGUGGUAGCGCUACGCGAGCCAAGUCAAGGAUUGCUGCGCAGGCGGAGCAGGCAGAACAUGACAUAUUUGAUGAUCGCGAUUCAAUCGACCAGGAGUUUGAGAUUGAUUCACCUGAUGAGACCCCGAUCAAGACAAAAUUUAAGAAGGAAACUGCUCGGCGCGCCACCCGAAACGACUCCCUACAUCCUUCUUACAAGCAUUCUGCCCCGUCCACCGUCGAAUCGACUACUGUCAACGGAAAUCCCACGUCUGGCGUGGCGGGCAGGCUUUCCAGCGACUCCAGGCCGGGCGAUGCCGUCGCCUAUACCCCGCAUCUUGACUUGCGAUUCGUUUUCGUCUUCGUCUUCGUCUUCGGUAUCCUACAGCCUCAGCAGCCUCAGCAGCCUCAGCAGCAACCCCAAGGAAUAGUGCCUCCUCCGUGUUUCGCCCAUGGCAUGCACAGUCACUGGACACCAACUCCAGCCUUCAACGGCUUUGAGCCUCAAGUCAUUCCUGGACAUGGCAUGAUUCAACCUCGAGAUUUCUACCAAGGUAUUCAGCACCAGUCACUUCCGCAAAGCGGCCAUAACCAGAACUCUUUCUAUCACUCCCACCCCUACCAGCAGAGCUAUGCCUAUCCCGACCCAAUGUUUCAUGACGGCAUGUUUCAAGACCGCUCUGGUUCUGUCAGAUCUCCGCAAGUCGUAGCAUGGAACACGGCCAACACCAACACUAAUGAGAACACCAACAUCUACGGAGGACAGCCCUGGUCCGUGAUCAGCGCCGCAGAGCGUGGAUAUGCCUCCCAACAUAAUACCGCAUGGGUUGACGCUGGUCACGCUACAGCAGCUGGUAGUGCGGGUGUUCUUUCCGGAGGCAACUUGAGCGCCAGUGUCAGCGCGAUGCCGACAAGCGGCCCAGAACCUUUAGCUACAAGCCCCGUGACCGGAGUUAUCAAGCUCGACCCAGCGCAGGAAUCUACCGAUGGCCAGUCCUAUCACUUUGACGAUGCCAUGGAAGCCAUGGGCCACUGA